AUGUUCUGUUUAGUAUUCUUCAUUGCAAUUGCUUUAGCUAAGGAUUCUGUUAUUAUGAGUGCUGAUAGAGACAGCAAUGGUAAUCCAAUUACCUUUAUAAAAUUUGAAUUUGGAAAAUGCUAUUAUAUGGGAUCUGCUGAAGGAGUAACAGCAUCAAUGAAAUUCUCUAAGAAUGGUGACAACCUUAAAGGUAAGGUUUAUACUGAAGCUGAUUGUAAGGGAAAUUCUAUUGAAGGUGAAAUAUCAAUUAAUGAUUUUAUUGAAGAAUAUUGUUCAUUAUAUGACAUUGCAACAGGAAAGAAUUGUAGUGGAUCUAUUAUGAAAGCUCCUGAUCAUGUUGCUUUCAACUCUCUUAUUCCAGAUGAUUCUAGUUGUUCAAAUAAGGAUAAUACUGUUAGAGUUUAUUACACUGAUGCCUGCUUUGCUUGUGGAGAAGGUUCAUGUAAAAGAGAAGAAGAAGAUGGAAUCUUCUAUAAAAAUGUUUUUUCUGGUCAAAGUUGCGAUGGAAACAGAACUUCACAUGAACAAAUUUUCAAGUGUGAUACUUGUACUGAAGGAAUACAUUAUCAAUGUGGUGCUAUUUCAACAAUGGUUCUUGUUGUUUUUGCAAUUCUUGCAUUCUUCCUUUAA
Messenger RNA from Entamoeba histolytica HM-1:IMSS, 630 nucleotides. RefSeq lists its product as uncharacterized. The record is from RefSeq and is a predicted model, not a curated record. Lineage: Eukaryota; Evosea; Mastigamoebida; Endamoebidae. The transcript has a single exon. Bases 1 to 630 code for a protein of 209 amino acids.